AUGAUGAAUAACAAAGGCAAUUGUCAAUAUCUAUUUUCAUUUCUACUUGUUGUCAAAAUUUGGAAUAAUCUGGCCAAAACCACCAUCAGUCAGGGACAGCUUUCUUACUCCAGCUCACUGAGUUCCUAUUGUUAUCCAAAAUGCCAUCUCACUAAAGAAUCAGAGGAACCUCCUGCCACUGAUCAGCAUGAUUCUUUGAAUAUUAAAAGGAAAGGCAAGAUUUUGAGAAACUACAGUGCUAAAACAAAUAAGCUUCAUAUUGCAAUAGAGGCAAUGUUUUGCCAUUCAGUUUCCUCUCAAUGUAGAAUAAAAUGGGACAUCAGCCAGGGAAGGACAUAA
Molecule: messenger RNA, 339 nt
Organism: Rangifer tarandus platyrhynchus (Svalbard reindeer)
Lineage: Eukaryota; Metazoa; Chordata; Mammalia; Artiodactyla; Cervidae
Source: the annotation of a GenBank genome assembly